Molecule: messenger RNA, 3246 nt
Organism: Sebastes umbrosus (honeycomb rockfish)
Lineage: Eukaryota; Metazoa; Chordata; Actinopteri; Perciformes; Sebastidae
Gene: prr35
Product: proline rich 35
Exons: 4
Coding region: 266-2479 (737 amino acids)
Source: RefSeq, a predicted model, not a curated record
CUGCGCUCCUAUUUGAGCGGGACGCGCUGCCCUCUCUGUGCCGCUGCAGAGGAGUGACAGCCAGCCUCACCGGGACGCUCUCUAGAUAACCAACUCAUCAUCCUGACAACCAUCUUAUAGGUUCAAGAAAUGCUCUUUUUCAGAACCAAACUGAGGAAAAACCAAUGAAAUGAACCCUGGCACAAAAGAUAUACAAUCUAAGAAUUUGAAUCUUGAAUUAUCAUCAUUUUAAUCACACAAUCUUUAUAAAUAUCAAGAAUCAAUCAUGUCCAAGGACGACGCUUGUAAAGUGUCGUCUGCCAGCAAACACAAGGAGCGCAAGCCGAAGAAGCCUCACUAUAUUCCCCGGCCGUGGGGCAAACCCUACAACUACAAGUGCUUCCAGUGCCCCUUCACCUGCAUGGAGAAGUCCCACCUGUACAACCACAUGAAGUACAGCCUGUGCAAGAACUCCCUUUCUCUGCUCAUAGAGUCCGACUGGCCGUAUAAAAAGGGCAACCUCCUGCACCCGGAACAGUUACGACCCUUUCAGCAGGCGCACGGCCAUCAAGUUACCGGGAAAGACGGACUGGAGCAGGUGACGCGGACGGAGGAGGGACAAAGGCACCGAAGGGCCGUGGAGGAGGAUGGUGAGGAGAGGGAAAGCCAAGGACCGGAAGAUGAAGAAGAGGGAGGACGAGGAGAGGGGCUGGAGGUCACGAAAGAGAGCUCCAGAGACCGCAACAGAGGAGACCCUGCAGAGUGCGUUACCAGGAAAAUCAAACAGCCAGAGUCAGAGCUUCUGAUGGCUGACAUGCUCUCCCUGGAAGAUCAGCUUCUACGAGCACGCUCAGUAGAGGUAGAGGCCCAGCUGAAACACUACAAGCUGUCCAAGACGUAUCUGACAGCUCCUAGUCUGCUGUCGGAGCAGUGGCGGCUGUUGGCGUCCGGCCACACUAAGGCCAAAGCUGAGGGUGCUCAGCCCCGAGUGAGCAGUUCAAUCCCAUGUUACCCUCCUCCGCCAAACCUGGUGGAUUACCAGGAUCCGACCGGACUCAACCUGUCAGUGCUCGGGGUGGGCUACCCCAUCAGCCCCAGCCUCUUCUCCUACAUGAACUCAGCUAUUCCCACCGCUACCACGGGUAUCUCCGCCCAGACCCACGCGCAGCUCGCCCAGCUUCCCUUCCUGGCGUCGGCCGCUCAGCUGAUGCACCCGGCCUCCAGCGCCCACACAGACAGAGCUCUCCUCCCCCCGCGCCUCUACUACCCGUUCCUGUGCGAGCACACGUUCAGAGCGGCCUCCAGUCACAGCGAAGCCAGCAAAGCGCUCAAGACGUCCACAAACAGUCUGGAGGUGAAUCCCCUGUCCGGCUUCCAGCCUAAAGUCAAUCUGUGGAAAGUGCCUGCUUUGCGGCCGGGGACCGCCACCGUUUCCCCUGCUGGCUGGGCGUCACCUCAGAGAGACUCUCCAGAACAGGGCUACAGGUUGGGAGAUAAACUGCAGGCUACCGCCAAGGAAGGCAAAGCAACCUGGGGCCUCAAGAGGACGGGGGCUCCGCUGGGGAACCACGAGGCACCUGUGGAGAAGAAGCCGGCCGUGGGUGGUUUCGCUUUGGACCUUCUGAAGAAUAUUCAGACUGCAUCAACUCUUAAUAUGGCAGCGGACAAACUUCUCUUCCAUGGAAGUUUACAGGAUGCUCAGCUUCCGACCCGGCCCACUGACCUGUGGUACAAUGACCCUCUCACCAGUCCCAACAGUGAAACAUCCUCUCUUUCCACCUGUGGGGGUCCUAACAGCCAGGACCCGACUGCUGCCCGGACAAUGGGGGAGGGAGCUUCAGAGUCAGUGGCUGCUCUCCUCAGUGACCUCUCCAAGGCCUUACAGGAGUACCAGGAGGCCGAACGCAAAAUCUCCCACCUGGAGAAGGAGGACCUUCCCGCCCAGCGCCACCUCUGGGAACACCUGGGCAAAAUCCGCAGCGAGCUCUCCCACAUCCACCAGGCGCUGGAGCGGACGGCUCGCCAGAGCGACGGGCCUCUCGACCUGUCAGUCAAGAGGGACUCGACGGAUUUGGUCGGUGACCGCGGCGCGAGAGAGGACGGCAGCCUUAAAGGCAACGCGACGGAGACGGAGGAGGAGGACGAGGAGCUGGAGGAGAAAAGGGAGGAAGAAGAGAACGAGAGGAAGGCGAUGAAGGCUUCGUUGGAGAGCCGUAAGCAGUCGUUGGACAUGCUGAUCAAGAUGAGUCAGGCGUCGGUGGUGAACACAGAGGUUUUAUCUCCAGGCGGUCUCGGCAUGAGGCCCAGUUCUGCUGAGGCCUUGUGGCCGAGCAGAACCACCAAGUGCGAGGCGGACUCCAGCGUGCUGCUCUGCCCAGACGGCCGCUCAGUGGUGUUCACCGACAUCCCCUCCUCUGCCAAAACCCCAAAGAGACCCCCGUCCAUACAGCGACUAGAAGCCCAGUGUCCUCCGAGCCCUUUGACAGCUACUGACAAUUAAACUAUUCUUCUGACUGUAAUAUAACCGACUCCGUACAGUUGUUCCGAUGCAGUUGUCUUCAUUAAUACUGGCAUGCCUUUGAUUUUCACUGGCUGGAAGAGGACUCUCACUCUUAACUUUCAACUUCACAAAAACCUCAAACAUGUUGCACCUUAUAAGACAAACAGGGAAUGAAUGACAAUAUUUGAAAAAAAAAAAAAAAAGGUCUUACAAAUGCACUACGGACAUUGAUUGUUACAAUAAGAUUCUCCUACAAAUUAUUUAAAAAUGUAACAUAAGCACUUAACAAUAAACUCCAUCAGGAUCAUUUGAAUAAUUAAGUCCAUUAAAAAAAUCAUAUUGAGAGACAAUCCUUUGAAUGGAUUUGUAAAUAUUGUAAUUACAAUAAAUGUAAGUAAAAUGUUUAAAAGGGUAAAAAUGGUUUUAUAGGGAUGAUGUCAUGUUGGACUGCAUCAUUUCACUUGAUGACAAUAAAUUGUAUUAUACACACUGUAUUUCUUUGAAUAAACUGAGUAAAAAAACAUAGUUUCCUUCUUUUUUAUGCAAGUGGAAUAAUAAAAGGGGAAAUGGGAACGGAGUGUAAAGUCAAAAACUUGUAUAUUAUUUGAACAUUUGAACUGUUCAGUCUCGAUGGUAAAGACCAUGAGGCGAAAUGCCAUCACUAUCAUUUAAAGUCUAAAUAAGAGACAAACAGACUCAUAGUGGCAGCACCACCUGACUCUCCUCUAUCUGCCCUGACACAGUGCUAAAGGUGAAGCAGCUCCUUA